AGACAGGAGUUUUACUCUGAAAGUGACCCGGUGUAUUUAGAAUAGGAAAGGGCCAAACCACUUCCCAGAAGAGAGCUCAGAACUGAGGUGCUUCUUGAAUGGCUAGAGGGAAAGAACAUGAUUUAUUUCAAAAUGUGUCUUUUUCCUAGGAAUCCUGAUGCAACGACAUUUGGAAAAAGGCAUGCCUCUAAUGUACCUGAGAAUGGGGAAGCUUUUCAUCAGAAGUCAUACCUAAUCAAACAUCACAAAAUCCACACAUGGGAAAAACCUUAUGAAUGUAGCAAGUGUGGAAAAGCCUUUUGCCACAAGUUAGCUCUCAUUACACAUCAGAGAAUCCACACAGGGGGAAAGCCAUAUGAAUGUAGUGAGUGUCCAAAAGCCUUUUGCCAGCAGUCAUCUCUCAUUAAACAUCAAAGAAUCCACACAGGGGAAAAUCUUCAUGAAUGUAGUCAGUGUAAGAAAGCUUUUUGCCAGCGGUCAUCUCUCAUCAAACAUCGGAGAAUCCACACAGGGAAAAAUCUUCAUGAAUGUACUCAGUGUAAGAAAGUUUUUUGCCAGAAAUCACACCUAAUCACACAUCAGAGAAUCCACACAGGGGAAAAACCUUAUGAAUGUAGUGAGUGUGGAAAAGCCUUUUCUGACCAGUCAUCUCUCAUUAGACAUCAGAGAAUCCACACAAGGGAAAAUCUUUAUGAAUGUAGUGACUGUGGGAAAGGUUUUAACAGGAUAUCAUAUCUAACUGUACAUCAAAGAAUACACACAGGGGAAAAACCUUAUGAAUGUAAAGAGUGUGGGAAAGCCUUUUUCCACAAGUCAGCUCUCAUAAUACAUCAGAGAAUCCACACAGGGGAAAAACCCUAUCAGUGUAGUGAGUGUGGGAAAACAUUUUGUCAGAAAUCAUACCUAAUUAAACAUCGCAAAAUCCACACAGGGGAAAAACCUUAUGAGUGUCCUGAGUGUGGAAAAGCCUUUUUCAAGCCAUAUGAUCUCAUUAUACAUCUGAGAAUCCACACAGGGGAAAAACCUUAUCAAUGUAGUGAGUGUCCAAAAUCCUUUUGUGGUCGCUCGUCUCUUCUUAAACAUCAGAGACUCCACACAUGGGAAAAACUCUAUGAAUGCAGUGAGUGUGGGAAAGCUUUUCACCGGAAAUCACACCUAGCAACACAUCAGAGGGUCCACACAGGGGAAAAACCUUAUGAAUGUAGUGAGUGUGGGAAAACUUUUUCCCAGAAAUCAUACCUAAUCACACAUCAGGGAAUCCACACAGGGGAAAAUCCUUAUGAAUGUAGUGUGUGUGGGAAAGUUUUUGGCUGCAAAUCACAACUAAGCAUACAUCAGAGAAUCCACACAGGGGAGAAACCUUACGAAUGUAGUGAAUGUAAGAAAUCCUUUUAUAAAAAGUCAGUUCUCAUUUCACAUCAGAGAACUCACACAGGGGAAAAGCCUUAUGAAUGUAAAGAGUGUGGGAAAGCUUUUGGUCGCAAGUCAAACCUGAACAAACACGAGAAAAUCCACACACGGGAAAAACCUUAUGAAUGUAGUGAGUGUGGAAAAGCUUUUGGUUGCAAGUCAAACCUGAAGAGACAUGAGAAAAUUCACACACGGGAAAAACCUUAUGAAUGUAGUGAGUGUGGGAAAGCCUUUUCCCACAAGUCAGCUCUCCUUACGCAUCAGACAAUUCAUGCAGGGGAAAAACCUUAUGGAUGUAAAGAAUGUGGAAGAUUUGGCCAGAAGUCAUACCUAAACAAACAUCAGAAAAUCCACACAAGAGAAAAACAUAUGUGCAACGAUUGUGGAAAAGCCUUUUGCCAGCGGUCAUCUCUUGUUAGACAUCAGACAAUCCACACAGGGGAAUAA
Molecule: messenger RNA, 1857 nt
Organism: Ochotona princeps (American pika)
Lineage: Eukaryota; Metazoa; Chordata; Mammalia; Lagomorpha; Ochotonidae
Product: zinc finger protein 585A-like
Biological process (GO): regulation of immune system process; regulation of cytokine production; negative regulation of transcription by RNA polymerase II
Source: RefSeq, a predicted model, not a curated record